Miscanthus lutarioriparius is the source of this 1575-nucleotide messenger RNA. The record is from the annotation of a GenBank genome assembly. Lineage: Eukaryota; Viridiplantae; Streptophyta; Magnoliopsida; Poales; Poaceae.
AUGCGCGCGCAGCACAGAGCGCUGAUCGACGGUGAUGACGAGUGGCGCUGCAGGGGACGAUGCAGCCGCAGCCUGGUUUUGCUCGCUGGCAGCCUGACCCUGACGACGCAGCUGCUCCUCGCGUGCUUCGUCCUCGACCGAGAGAGCGCCUCGUCAACGGCCUGGCUGCAGAUCGAUGUCGCCAAGCUGACAGCCAUGAUCAAUGGAACAGCAGCACUGACUACCAACGCUCCUCAUGGCCGCGACGAGCUCCUCGGAGGGCUUCUCCCGGCAGGCAUGGACCGGCGGUCGUGCCGGAGUCGGUACGAGUCGUGGCGGUACUACAAGCACUUCCCGUACGUGGCGUCGCCGCACCUCCAGCGCAAGCUACGCGCCUACGAGGCUCGGCACCGGCAGUGCGCCCCCGGCACGCCGCUCUACGUCAAGUCCGUCGAGCAGCUCCGGUCCGGCCGCAGCGCCGAGGGCAUGGAGUGCAACUACGUCGUGUGGAUCCCAUUCGACGGCCUCGGCAACCGCAUUCUGUCCAUGGACAUCGAGGAGUACAUGCGGCUCCCCGUCACCAACCUGCUCGGCGUCGGGCAGGACAUUGAGAAGUCGUACACGAGGCUCCUCGACGCCAAGGUGAUCGGCCCUGCUGCGAACGCGACGGCGGGCGUGCCGCCGUACGUGUACCUGAGCUUAGGGUGGCAGCUCAAGGACCUGCUCUUCUUCUGCGGGGAGCACCAGCUGGUGCUCGCCAAGGUCAACUGGCUGCUGCUGUACAGCGACCUCUACUUCGCGCCGUCUCUGUACACGGUGGCCGAGUUCCAGGACGAGCUCAGGCGGCUGUUCCCGGCCAAGGAGAGCGUGCACCACAUCCUGUCCCGGUACCUCCUCCACCCGACCAACCCCGUGUGGAGCAUGGUCACUAGGUACUACCGCUUGUACCUGGCUUCGGCGUCGUGGAGGAUUGGCGUGCAGAUCAGGAUGUUCAGCUUCACCUCCAUCUCGGCCGACGACAUGUACAACCAGAUCCUCGCGUGCUCCAGGCAGGAGCACAUACUUCCGGAAACCGACGCUGACAAUGACGAGGCUGUGGCCACCGGUGGCCAUGGCUAUGGCAGUGGCUCCAACAACUCUACGGCCAUCUUCAUCGCGUCGCUGUAUGGCGACUACUAUAAGAGGCUGAGGUCGAGGUACUCCGACCAGCACGCAGCGAAGGGCACCGGCGCGAGGGUGGGCGUGUUCCAGCGGACACACGAGGAGCGGCAAGCGACCCAGAACUUGGCGCACAACCAGAGGGCCCUCGCAGAGAUCUAUCUGCUCAGCUUCUCCGAGGCGCUACUCACGUCCGGGCUUUCCACAUUCGGGUACGUGAGCAGCAGUCUCGCCGGCGUGCGGCCGGUGAUCCUGCUCACCGCGUUCGACCACAAGGUCCCUGAGAUACCAUGCCGGCGUGCUGUGUCCAUGGAGCCAUGCAACCUCAAGCCGCCACAGGGCAUGGAGUGCCGGGGCAAGCCCAUGGACAUAGAGGGCCUAGCACGCCACAUCGGGGUCUGCGAGGAUUUCAAGGAUGGGGUCAAGUUUUUUUAUUAG